GUCUCUGCUUUGUUUGUUCCGUACACGGCAGCAGCAGAGCGGCGCACACUCUCUCCUAUCAACACUUAAUUCGCAUAGAAACUAUCCAUGUUGUCUACUACAGCUGCGGCCGCUCGGUCUAACAUGGCCAGGCCGAAUGACCUGAAAUACUUCCUGGAGUCUUCCCUGAAUGAGAUCUUUAAGGCGACAGUCAGUGACAUCCUUGAUUCGGUGGACCGGACCCUGACUGAGUACCAGGGAACAAUACGGAGGCUUGAGUCCGAAAACGAGGGCCUGAAGCAGCUGCUGUUUGCGCAGAGGAGUACGGAGGCUGCUGCCACAGGUAUAUCUGUUUUUGUUUGUACGUUCAUGAAGCCGCCGACCUUUUGUUCUGGGUUUUUCUGCUCUGUCAGCAGUUGUGUUGACAUGUUGUGAGAUUUGUGUUUACCUUUACACAGAUUAAAGGUGAAAACUACGGUGGCCGAGAACCACCACUGCUGCAAAUAAAAUAAAAUAAAAAGAAUGCAAAUAUAAGAAGUCACAAUGAAAGUUACUGAUGAAAAAAAAAGAAAAGAAACUAAAGCCCACUGCAAAUAAAAAAAGAGGUGGUGCCGAUUUAAAAAAUUAAUGACGCACAAAAGUGUGGCAAUGCCAUUAAAAAAAAGUUACUGCAAAAAUAAAAGGAUGCAAUGACGGAUGUGAGCGGCUGGGGACCAAUAAUGAUGAUGCACCAGUGUUUUGCGAUCCAGGUACAGAAGACGACGGCGAGAAGACAGGCAAAGAAGUAAGUGGAAAGGUUAUUGUUUAAUUUUGCUUUGUGUGCUUUUCAGUGUGUCAUUUGGUUAGGCCAUGUAGCGCCUGAGUCGAUAUGAAGUUGAUCUGGCGGAUGCCGGUGCAGUGCUAGCUUCAGUUCAACUUCAUAUCGACUGCGGCACAACAUGGCCUAAACAAAUGACACAUUGAAAAGUUUACGAAGCGAAAUUAAACAAUAAUCUUUCUACUAACUUCUUUGCUUGUCUUCUCAACAUCGUCUUUUGUGCUUAGAUCGUAAAGCACUAUUGGUCUCUGGCAGCUCACUUCCAUUGUGGCUUUUUUUUUUGUUUGCAUCCUUGUAUUUUCACUGUAAGUAGUUUUUUUUUCGAUCACCACUUUUUUUGUGUUGUUAACUUCUGUUGUGGCUUUUUUUUUUUAUCUGCACCAUUGCUUUUUUUGUGCAUCGCUAACUUUUGUUGUGACUUCUUUUUUUUUCCUUUUUUAAAUAUUUUUUAUUUGCAGCAGUGGCGGUUCUUGGCCACCAUAGCAAACACCUACAACAGUCUACUAGAAGCACAAAGGGCAAAUUGUCAAUGAGAGGUCAUCAAACCUCAUUUCAACCUUCCUGAAAUGCUUUAUGUUUGCUAUUGUCUUCCUUUCAGCAAUGUAGAAGCCUCCUCCACACUUAAUUAAACUUUUUCUGUUGUUGUUGUUGAAUUUGGAUUUUCAGAUACUCCAGAACAAGACACCUCUGACUACUUUCCAACAUCAGAGUGGGAGGAUCUCCCCAUCAACCCCACGCAGGGCUUUAAGGUGUCCAUAUGCAGCAGUGACAAGAAGAGCUGCAGGAGAAAGCAGAAGGAUAAGGCGAGGGAAAGCAUCUCCUCUCCUUCCCUUUCACUACAGACUAAUGAUACACUAGAAAGACCAUGUUCGAAUACAGUUGAGUUAAGUGUCUCAACCCGUGAUGUUCAGUCUUUUAAAACAGAGCCAGGCCUGGAGGAGAGUGGUGCUAUCGACCUCUCACAGCCUCCAUCUCUUCUCAACCUGACAGCAGAGUCUAUAAAAGAUGAGAGCACAGAGGUGAACUGUGAUGGUGAUGAAACAUAUGUGCCUCUGCUGCCAUCUGCAGGCCUGCAACAAGAGUCAGAGGACGACAAUAAGAAUGAAGUAAAAACCACGAUUUCUUCCAGCAGCUUCGUGCAGGUUGAACAGCCCAUUAAGACUGAGGAGGAAGAGCAGAACGGGGUGUUGCAGUACAGUGAUGAUUUGUCUGAUCAGGAGUCAAAUCAUGCAUCAGAAUCUCACCCAGAAUCUGAGGUAAAUCCAGAAGGAACAGGCAGUCAGGUUGAAGCAGUGACUCCCGAAGAGAAUAAUCCCCCCGCUGUUCCUGCAGAUGCAGCCGUGGAGGUUCGUGACAACCUUUUGCGCUGCCCCACUUGUUCUAAAACUUUCAGCCGAACAAACUCACUGAACAUUCACGUUAAGACUCAACAUGGCGAGAAGGCCCACAACUGCUGCUACUGCGGUAAGCGCUUUGGCCGUGCUGACCUCCUCAAAUCUCACAAGAGAACGCACACAGGAGAGAGACCUUAUAGCUGCAACCUUUGCAGUAAAACAUACGCCCACCCCAGCCAACUCAGGAUACAUAAACGCACUCACACUGGAGAGAAGCCGUACUCCUGCUCCUACUGUGGAAGGUGUUUCAACGAGCACAACCAGCUCAAAGUCCACCUAAGGACUCACACCGGAGAGAAGCCGUACAAAUGCCAGGAGUGCGGGAAAUCCUUCAGCAACGUGGGAAACCUACGAAUACACGAGAGGAUCCACACAGGCGAGAAGCCGUACUGCUGUGCUCAGUGCGGGAAAAGAUUCAACGGAUUGGGCGACCUCAAAACGCACUACAGGAUUCACACAGGAGAGCGGCCGUAUUGCUGCAAGCUGUGCAAGAAGACCUUCAGCCAGACGGGACACCUCACCAUUCACAUGCGCAUGCACACAGGAGAGAGGCCGUACAGCUGCGACGAGUGCGGCAAGACAUUCACGGUGGCCAGCAGCCUCAAACUGCACCAGAGAACUCACACAGGAGAGAAGGGGUACAACUGCCAGCACUGCAGCAAAAGCUUCAGCAGGUCAGGGCACCUGAAGAGACACAUGCGGGUUCACACCAAAGAGAAGCUUUUUAUCUGUCACCUGUGUGGGAAGAACUACAGCGACCACUCGUCUCUGAGGAAACACAUUAAGAGACACCAUGGCCAGACCAGUCCAAAUGGGGAAAGCACCAGUAAAGCCUGAAUGAACCCCUAUUAACCAAGAGAGUUACUCACAAAUUCUCUGAGAUUGAUAGACAUAGAAUAAGUGCUGAAUGAAACCAAGUAACCUUAUAUUCAAUUGAAGUUUGCUUAUUGGCUCUUUUGUCAGAUCUUUCAGACUCAUCUCCUCAUAGGAUGUUCUGGUACUAUUCCUUCUCUAAACUUGAGUAUAAACUGAGACAGAAUACUUCCAAAAUACUGACAGCUGCACUCAUACCUGUGGUGGAAAAGGACUCAAUCCUUGAGUUUAGCUUCGACUAACAUCACUAUUUCCUCUUUUUUAUUACUUGAAAUCAAUCAUUCUCUCUGUUCUGAAACAGUAGUUGCCUGUGUCGCUAUCAUAUGCUGUGUAUUAUUUCUGUGUUGGCUAUCAUUUGAUAAAGAGGAAACAAGAAGAUUUCUGCAUUAACGGCUUUUCUAGUACAAAAAAACCUCUUAAACUCCGUGGCUAGUUGAGCACAGGAACUGUUGCGUGUUGUUUUAGCACCUUAAAUGCUUCUUCAAAACUGGACUUCCAGUAUUUAUGUUUUCCAUCACCUUCCCCGUGUUGUUUAAAAGCAGCUGUUUUUUCUGUCUUAAAUCAUCUAUGUGCUGUGAUUUAAAGCUUUAGAAGAAGAAGCGAAAUAGACCUUUAAUUAAGAUGAUGUUAUUUAACUGCUGUCCGAAGUAGGUCCAAAUAAUUAGCUAUACAGUAAGGUAAUGAUUUGAUUUUGAUUAACUUUGUUAUUCCUCAUGUAAUUGUCUCUGGACGGGGCAGUGUAAGGAGUUAUAGACUAAAGAUAAGACUCUUGAUGUACACUUAAAAGGAUAAUAAAUAUAAUUUCUUGCAUCAUUUUGAAGGGUGAAGUUAAUGCAGAGCAAAAGCAAGACAAAGAGUCCCUGAAAGGCCAAGUCCUGACCUUAAAUCAUCACCUGGAACAAAUAUGAUUCCCCCACAGGAGUCAGUAAGACAUAACAGUAUGAUUGUUUAUGAUGAAGUCAUGUCUGCUUGCAUUCAUACACCCUGCAGCAGUCUGGGUUUGAGUCAGAAAUAUGUGCUGAAAUCAGUGUUUUCCAUAGGAAAAUCAUAAAUAUUCUGCUGUAAAUAGCUUGAACUAUAAGAGCAGCAUCUGUAUUUGCGUAAUUAUGUGACUGAAUAAUUUUACUGAUAAUAUUCCCAAUCAGCUGACCAGUAUUCAGAGUAAAUAAACAGUUCUAAAGGAAGUCGUGCUAAAUCAGUCCCUUGAAGAGUAGUUUUACCCAAAGUCAGCCCUGUUGACAUAAGCAGGAGGAAACUGUCAUGUUUAUAAUGAUAGUGGUGCUUUUAGUUGCAGCAGCUGGUUGUUACACAUGCAAAGCAUUGUGAUUGAAUGCUACUAUCAGUUAAGUGUGACUUACUUUUGUGUGAAUUGUGUCUAAAUUAAAGAGAAACAUUAACCCGAUCA
This is a messenger RNA of Xyrichtys novacula (pearly razorfish), 4468 nucleotides long. The record is from the annotation of a GenBank genome assembly. Lineage: Eukaryota; Metazoa; Chordata; Actinopteri; Labriformes; Labridae.